AUGUUUGAAAAUCCUUCGUCUCCCUCGAAUUCCUCGUUGCCGAUCCCCAAAGACCAUGGAGAACUUAACAAACGCAGGCUUCUCUUGAUCUAUAUACACGGUUUCAUGGGAUCCGAAGCAAGCUUUUUGAGGUUUCCAGCCCACGUUCACCAAGCUCUCAUGAUCUUGUUGGGGACAACCCACAUCAUAUACACCCGAAUCUACCCCCAAUACAAAUGUCGCGGCGAGAUGAAAGAUGCAAUUGAGCAGUUCAGCACCUGGCUGUCGCCACAUGAAGCAGAUGAUCUCGAUGUAAUUCUGCUCGGACAUUCUAUUGGCGGCGCUCUUGCUGCUGGGGUGAUGCUUCUGCCAGGUUUGGCUAAUACCUGCCACCACUCGAAGAAACAUCGCAUUUUGGGAUUGGUCAACUUCGAUGUACCAUUCCUUGGCCUUCAUCCGCGCGUCAUUUUCUCCGGCAUCCGGAGUUUGUUUCGGAGAACUGAGGACGUGAAUGGUGCUGUUCCAGACAAGAGUGGAGGACUAGAGGAAAUGGAUCCCUCGCUAUUUCCUAUCGUCACGAACCCUAAUUUCGACCCUUGUUUUGGAAAUGACGUACGACUACCAAAGCACCGUCGUCUCCAGAGAGCAUUGCGCUUUCUUCAAAAAAACAUCUACCAUCUUCCGAGCUCAAUUUUCCACAGUUUGAUGUCGUUUUACAAGUUUCCGGGAUAUCUCAACAGAUGGCCGCAUCUUCGUCGUCAAUACAAAGAGAUGAUGAGUUUGGAAGGGGCAGAAAAUGGGGUUGAUCGAGUUCGAUUCGUGAACUAUUACACAGAAAGCAAUGGCCGCAGAAUCGGGUCGCAAAGCCCAAGGUCCCACAGGCCAUUUGACUCCGGGGAUGGACAUAAAAACAACGUCGACUGUUUCUAUAACGCGAAAUCAUCAUCUUCGAUCACCAUUUUGACUGACCCUUCCGAGCAUCCAAUGGGACAUGCAGUGACUACUGGGUCAACAGACUCAAGAGGGAACCCCGAACGUGAAGUCAAGAUGGACCAGAGAAAAUCUCGAUCAUUCGUUCUAAAGCCGUCACAUCACUGGAAAGACGGCGAAAAUUCACUUUGGAAGCCCAUACCGAUGAAUGGCAUGGAUGAGGUAAAAGCACAUCAAUCCAUGUUUCUUCCAGGCACCAAUGAGUACGAAAAGCUGGUUGGUGAUACCGUGGGUAUCAUUGAAAACUGGGUGCAGGAUGACAUGAGGGCGAGGGUGCUAGGAAUGGAAGAGACGGCAUCUUCAUCCAGGCAAACCUUGAAUGGUCAAUAA
Molecule: messenger RNA, 1299 nt
Organism: Penicillium brevicompactum
Lineage: Eukaryota; Fungi; Ascomycota; Eurotiomycetes; Eurotiales; Aspergillaceae
Exons: 2
Coding region: 1-1299 (432 amino acids)
Source: RefSeq, a predicted model, not a curated record